CCGCAGACAAACGGAAGAUCGAAGGGAUUCUAGAGGAACUUUCCCUUUGACUUCCUUUCCAAUGACCCCCUCCGUUCAGUUUAAAUGCCCCCUCCAUGACCUCACUCUGAACUGGUGGCGGUUUUCCCAUUCUUUUCGACCUAUCAACAACCCUACGCUCCCCAAAAUCAUUGAGGUGCUACGAGCCACUCAUUGUUCCCAUUCUCUUCUUAGUUGCUUUUGCCAGCUCAGUCUGCAUGCACAACCCGCCCCUUCCUUACUGGUAGGCAGGCAGCAGUUCCCUUUCACUGAGCCGUGGUGAAUGAAACAUUUGCUACCGCUUUCUUCCUGUGGGGAGGUUGGUCGUGCUACCUACCUACUAAAGAACUGAUCCCCCCUCUCAACCUCCAUCCACUCUACGACGUAUUCUUCCUCAACCAUCUUCAACCCCACUCAUACCUUCCAAAAUCCUUCUAGAACCUAUCCUUAUUUCUAUUCUUCGUUGGUGACACGUACCAAUCAUGUCUGCCCCUAGAGGUGGUCCCUCGCGGGGACGUGGUCGCGGAGGCGACCGCGGCAGAGGUGGUGAUGCACCCGGUGGUCGCGGCGGUCGUGGUGGACGCGGCGGUCGCGGGGGCAGCGCCGGCCCAACAACAGAUGUGCCCUUCCGUCCUAGGGGCGAUUUCAGGGGCGAUUCCAGAGGCCGUGGUCGCGGUCAGGGCUCUCGAGGCGGCGGCGGCGGUGGAUACCGUGGAGAAGGCGCUGACAAGGGUUCCAGUAUUUACACUCCCCGGCAUCCCGUGCCUGUGAAUGCACAGGUUGAAAAGACUGAGAAUGCUGUUGCCGCUGCUCUGAAGGGCAAGAAAAGUGAACCAACCAGUUACCCUGAGCGACCGGGAUACGGCACGCGCGGUCGGCCCAUCGUGGUCUAUGCCAAUUAUUUCGAGCUUAAGUCGAUUGGCUCGGAGCUGUUCAGAUAUCAUGUCGACAUCGCAGGUGACUCGUCUGGCAGAAAGCCAACCGGCAAGAAGGCUCGCCAGAUAGUCAACUUGUUGAUCGAAGAGCACUUCGGACAGUCGAAAAGCAACAUCGUCACUGACUAUAAGUCAACUCUGAUUGCGAAAUCGAACCUAUUGGAGAACGGCCAGGCGCAGUACGAUGUGCGUUAUCGGGAUGAACAUGACGACGAGUACCCCGAAGAUCCAAAGGUUUACCGCGUCACCACUCAGUUCACCGGCAGGCUCAACCCCUCCGAUCUGCUGGCGUAUCUGACCUCAACCAACCCUGCCGCGGCUUUUGGUGCCAAGCCUGAUACACUGCAGGCUAUGAACAUUGUUUUGGGGCACGAGCCUAAGACUAACCCAAAGGUCGCGUCGGUUGGUGCCAACAAGCAUUAUGGAAUCAGCGAAGAUCUGAAAGAGGAGUGGGACCUCAGCGCCGGGCUCGUGGCUCUACGAGGUUAUUUCGUCAGUGUACGGGCAGCCACCGCUCGUCUUCUGGUGAAUGUUCAGGUCAAGUACGUGGCCUGCUAUCAGCAAGGUUCAUUGAAAGACGUGAUCAACAAGUUUGCUGCGCGUGACAUGCACAGUCUCGGGCGCUUCCUCAAACGGCUCAGGAUUAGAGUGACCCAUAUCCGAAAGAAGAAUAAGAAGGGCGAGGAAGUGCCUAGAUACAAGACAAUUGCUAAUCUGGCAACUACGGCUGACGGUGCCUCCUUGACCAAGCCCCCCAAGGUGUCCAAGCACGGCGCAGGCCCAGCAAACGUUCUGUUUUUCCUGGAUGCUCCGGGCCAGCCAUCCUCGCAGCAGAGCAGCUCGGAAACUCCAAAGGCCAAGGGCAAAGGUGGUAAGAAGCCUGCUAAAGCAGGCCCGCCGCCCCCUGGUCGAUAUAUAAGCGUGGCCGAGUUCUUUAAGCAGCAGUACGGUAUCGAAACGGAUCCUAACAUGCCGGUUGUGAACGUAGGCACGACAGAGAAUCCCAGUUACUUGCCAGUCGAGGCGUGUGAAGUCGAGCCCGGUCAGCCUGCUAAAUCGAAGCUGACUCCGAAUCAAACCCGAAACAUGUUGACCUUUGCUGUCCGCUCUCCGGCACUCAAUGCGGGAUCGAUAUCCAGCCGGGGCAAUGAGUUGCUUGGUCUCUCUCCGCUGUGCUCCACUCUGACGACCUUUGGAAUUGAAACGAACCCUGAGUUGAUUCAAGUUCCCGCUCGAGUUCUUCCACCCCCCAAUGUUAUGUACAAGGACUUCAAAAGCGCCCAGAAGCUUAUUACUAUCAAGCCUUCGUUCGGUAGCUGGAACAUGAAGUCCAUCAGAUUCUCGACGCCCGGCCAUUUGGCUUCCUGGUCAUAUGUCUAUUUCACCACCUCAGGUGGCAGGCAGGCUUUUCAGAACCCGGAUGAUUUGAUGGGCCGUCUGCGGGAAUUCGCCUCCAAGCUAAACGAGAUGGGUGUCCCUGCUGGCGCCCCUAUUCCUGGGAAGCGGGUGGUUCUCAACCGUAGCCGAUCCCUCGAAGACACAGUUAACGAGUCGAUUUCUGAACUCAUGGCCGGCACUCAGAAGCCUCAGUUGAUCUUGACCAUUUUGCCAUUCUCGGACAGCAACUUAUACAAUGCAGUCAAGAAGGCCUGUGACAUCCAUUACGGCGUACGUAAUGUCAACAUCCUCGCCGAUAAACUCCGCGGUGCCAACGAUCAGUACCACGCCAAUGUCGGUCUCAAGGUCAACCUUAAACUCGGUGGCAUUAACCAAUCCUUGAACCCGUCUGAGCUAGGUAUCAUCAGCCAAGGGAAGACGAUGCUCGUCGGAAUUGACGUCACCCAUCCCUCUCCGGGAUCCUCAAGCCUUGCGCCUAGUGUCGCAGGCAUGGUCGCCUCUGUCGAUUCUUCCCUCGGACAGUGGCCCGCCGAGCUCUGCAUCCAGCGAUCCCGUCAAGAAAUGGUCGAAGACCUAGAUACCAUGUUGAAGAAGCAUCUUCAGCGCUGGGCCCGAGGCCAUAAGAAUGCUCUCCCGGAAAACAUCAUCGUGUACCGUGAUGGCGUGUCAGAAGGCCAAUACGACACGGUCAUUGAGAGGGAGCUGCCCCUUUUGCGCAAAGCCUGCAAGGAGACCUACCCAGCUUCCGACACCGCAAAGGGUCUUCCUCGGAUUUCGAUCCUUAUUGUCGGCAAGCGCCAUCACACUCGGUUCUAUCCGACUGAUGCCAAAGAUGCAGACCGCUCGUUUAACACCCCCAAUGGCACCAUCGUCGACCGCGGUGUCACCGAGGCCCGGAACUGGGACUUCUUUUUGCAGGCACACACGGCCCUUAAGGGAACUGCUCGCCCUGCUCACUAUUUCACCGUAUGGGACGAGAUCUUCUUCCGUCAGAAGCCGGGCCCUCCCCACCAGAAUGCCGCAGAUGUGCUCGAGGCUCUUACGCACCACAUGUGCUAUCUUUUCGGCCGCGCUACCAAAGCAGUCAGUAUUUGCCCGCCCGCAUACUACGCCGAUCUCGUUUGCACUAGGGCCCGGUGCUACCUGAGCCAAGUCUUCGAGCAGACGCCCACGGGCAGUAUGGUCACGGGAAGCGGACCGGUGAAUAUCGAUAGCUCGAGUGUGAGCAUUCAUCCCAAUGUGCGAGACACCAUGUUUUACAUUUAGAAGGGACCAGAAUCCAGCUGUGAGACGUUUGGCUACGAAAUAACGCCUUGCUUCAUUGAUACGCCGAGUUCCCAUGUCCUUGAUCCAUCGUCAUCCUUUGUUUUAUUUUUCCUUUUUCUUGCAAUCCCUUAAGCCUUAUCUCAUCUCACAUUUCCCAAUUCCCAUCCUUAUCAGCAUCAUUACCAUAUCAACGUACCCCAAAUUGGAAACAUACACCUGAUUGAUUGGUUUGGACGCAUUGGAGGUACCAUGCAUGCCAUGGCAUCAUUUGGAUGGAGGAGCAAAAUCUGCGUAUGUACAUAUCUACAUGCAAGAAUGCUCUGGGUCUUCAACCGACGAGGUUUUAAAUUUUGGAGAUGGAUGUCUAUUACUAUUGUUUCUGUUCGUUUUGUUUAUCAAUUCCACAAAUUGGCAUGUCUUUGUCUAUACCUAGGUAGUUCAUUGUUAUUCUUU
Aspergillus steynii IBT 23096 is the source of this 4070-nucleotide messenger RNA. Its product is annotated as putative RNA interference and gene silencing protein (Qde2). The record is from RefSeq and is a predicted model, not a curated record. Lineage: Eukaryota; Fungi; Ascomycota; Eurotiomycetes; Eurotiales; Aspergillaceae. Gene Ontology annotation, molecular function: RNA binding; protein binding. Bases 501 to 3617 code for a protein of 1038 amino acids. The transcript has 4 exons.